ACUGAUGUCAGUCGGAACCACCAACGGAUAAUAUCUUUUCAGUCGAAGAUUGUAAAACAGGCAGGGUCCGUGUUAGUUAAAUAUUUGAGUUCGUUUCGGUACAAACAAACCAUGAUCCGACUAAGUAAGCGCCGAGGAGUCCGAGUACUCAAAAUAACAGUGAGUUUAAUUGUAUUUCAAAGAAAUUCAUAGCAUAAAAUGGCAAUGGACAAAUACAAUCUGACAUGGACAGGAAUAGUGUAGAAAUAGUUUCAGUGAAGUUCAAAAUUUUUAGUAAUACUAUAUUAAUAGGGCAACAACGCUUCAUAUUCGUGUGGAAUUUCGAUUUACUUUACAAUGUUAACAGUGUACUUAAAAGUGCUUGGAAGCGAAAACCAAAAACCUGAACCAAAUUAGAUUACACACAAGUUAUUUUUCAAUAAUUCAGUUGCCCUAAAUCUGUGAAGCAAUGUACGCUUCUAACAAAGUUGUUAAGCCUUCGACUAGCGUUUUAGAAAGAACUAAACAAUUCGAAAGUUUGUCGCAUCCGGCGCAGCAGUCCGAUGAUCAAAAAUCGGAGGGUGACCCUGAAGAAGAUAGUGACGGGGAAGGCUUAGAUUUUGCCGAACUUGUUAGGAACAUAACGUCUGAGAGUCAAGCCACAACUGGAGUUAGCGAUUCAGAUGCUUUACAAGAAGCUUUUAAAAUAUUAGACUGUGAUGAAGAUGGUUUUAUAUCAGUGGCAGAUUUAAGAACGGCACUUAAGAUGUUCAAAGAAGACGAAGAUGAAGAUGUUGCAGGAAAGGAUUCUGAAAAUGAAGAAGAAGAGGAAGAUGAUGAAGCCGAAUUGAAAGAAAUGAUUGCUGAAGCAGAUUUUGAUGACGAUGGUCAAAUAAGUUUUGAUGAUUUUUUGAAAGUUUUGACAAAACCGGAAGUGCCGGAAGAACCAGAACCAAUACCAGAAAAUGAUGAACAAUUUAAAGAAAAAGACAGAAAGAAACGAAAAAAGGGUCACAGAAAGAACGCCAAAUAAAAUAGCUUAACAAUUUUUACGACU
Styela clava is the source of this 1036-nucleotide messenger RNA. RefSeq lists its product as uncharacterized. Gene Ontology annotation, molecular function: calcium ion binding. NCBI's taxonomy places the organism in Eukaryota, Metazoa, Chordata, Ascidiacea, Stolidobranchia, Styelidae. The record is from RefSeq and is a predicted model, not a curated record.